GUUCACAUAUCCUCAACGUUUCAUCUACAUAAGGAAAAGGGUCCAAAAAAAUUCCACCGCCAUAGCUAUAGCCACCAUGAAACUCAGAAUCAGAUGCUUCGAAACCAAGGAAACCCUCAAAAUCGAGGUACCAUCUUCUUCCUGUACACUUCAAGAACUCAAAAAUCGCAUUUCUCAAGCAUUGCCAUCAUCGUCAACAAAUUCCAUUCAUCUUUCCCUUAAUAGAAAGGACGAACUUCAAACCUCUGAAGAAGAAGAUACGCUUCAAUCUAUCGGUAUUACCUCAGGUGAUCUUAUCUUUUUCACACACAAUCCAAUUGGGUUUUCAAUUUCAACUGAAACCCAUAUUCCCAAAUUGAGAAAAAUGGAUACCGAAAUUGUCCACGAAUCUGAAACUGUGGAUAAAAUGGACACCCAAAUUGUCCAAGAAUCUGAAACAGUGAAAAAAAUGGACACCCAAAUUGAUCAAUCGGAACCCCACGAGACGAAACCCCUAAAUUCGAUGGAAGAUUUUAUGGAGGUAGAUAAUAAUGGAGAUUACAGUGAUGUGAAUUUUACGAAAUCGUUUUCUGUACCUGGGUUUUUAAGGAAAGUGUUCAUAGAGGAGCUAAACGAUGACGACGGUGGCCGUGAUCAUAAGUUGUUGGUGAUUGCUGUUCAUGCUGUUUUUGUAGAAUCCAGGUUUGUUCUUCUUGACCCUUUUACGUUUACUGAGAUUAGUGUGUCUCAUUUUUUGAAAUAUUGGCCUUCGAGGGCAUCACGAGUUACAUUGUUUUACACCUUACCUGAGGUUAUUGAUCAUGUAAAAGGAGGUAAUUGUAACGUGAUUCACACUGUUGAGUUAAAGUUUCAGUCUUUAGGGAAGUUCUUUAUUGCUCAUGGGUCAUUAUCUGGUGGGGGUUCGGUUUCCACGAGUAGAGUGGCGUUAAAUGAAGAUCAAUUGGUUCCUUUUUUGAAUGUUGUGUGGGCUAAUUGUGGAUUAGAUGAAGAGGUAGAUGGGGAUUUUGGAGAGAAGGAAGUGUUUGUGUUUUGGAGGAAUGUAAAGGAUGGGCUUGUAUUGCCAUUGUUGAUUGAUUUGUGUGAAAAGUCUGGUUUAGUGCUUCCACCGUGCUUUAUGCGACUUCCGACUGACCUUAAGUUGAAGAUUUUGGAAUCCCUUCCGGGAGUUGAGAUAGCGAAAGUGAGUUGUUUGAGCUCCGAAUUGCGAUAUUUGGGUUCGAGUGAUGAUUUGUGGAAGAAGAAAUAUGUGGAGCAGUUUGGUGAUGGUGAGAUAUCGGGAGAAGGGGGACAUUGGAAAGAGAAGUUUGUUAAGUCUUGGGAGAGUAGGAAGAGAAGGAAAGUAAUUAAUAGAAGAAGAGUGGUUGAUCCGUUGAGAUUUUUAGAGGAUUCUCAUCCAUUUCCGGUACCUUGGAUGCCACAUGUAAUUGGUGGAGAUUAUGAUCUUUUUCCUCCACAAUUUGCUAAUACUGGAAAUCCGUUAGGGCGGGCACCACCUUCUCGAUUGCUCCAUCCAUGGUCCAACCAUGUACGUCGUUGUCAUCUUGCAGGACAUAGGAGCAACUUCACUUGAAGUCUUUAGCAGUAAGCUUUGUAGUUUAUGUCUAUAUAGGUUUCAGUUGCAAGUUUUUGUUAAUCUGGUACUUUUGGACGUGACCUUUUUGUGUUUUAUUAGGAAAUUUCAAAACUUUAUCUUAGGCAGUUGUGUUUCCUUUUUCUGUUUAUGCAAAAACAGCGAAUGUAAUCUGCUGGCUAGCUCAUGUAUUGAAUUUCAUUUUCGUUGAAAUGAAUCCAGCAAAUUAUGAUUUGCUAUGA
Molecule: messenger RNA, 1812 nt
Organism: Solanum dulcamara
Lineage: Eukaryota; Viridiplantae; Streptophyta; Magnoliopsida; Solanales; Solanaceae
Product: F-box protein SKIP22-like
Exons: 1
Coding region: 77-1570 (497 amino acids)
Molecular function (GO): protein binding
Source: RefSeq, a predicted model, not a curated record